This is a messenger RNA of Lingula anatina, 1419 nucleotides long. RefSeq lists its product as uncharacterized. NCBI's taxonomy places the organism in Eukaryota, Metazoa, Brachiopoda, Lingulata, Lingulida, Lingulidae. The record is from RefSeq and is a predicted model, not a curated record.
UGGAAGCAGCCUCGUGUUUGAACGGGGGAGUAAUGAAGGUUGAUGACGAUACUGUAGGCGUUUAAUGACACCGGGCAUGCUGUAAACCUACCAAUUAUAUCACUCUGGCCCAAGGAUUCGCGUUCUAUUGUCUAAUGUGCCGCACAACCUCAAUAAAGAGUCGUGUGCGUUUGUAUGAGCAAAGAAACAGCGAUCAUAGGGAAGAACAGACAGCUUUCACCAUGAAUGCCACUGGUUUCAUCAUAGUUUUGCUGCUGAGCCUGGCAAACUCAGUGACUGGCCGGUCAUUGGCUACAGCUCUGGGACAUACUGACCACAGCCACAACCCCACACCGCCAGUGACCAACCCAGAGCUGCGAAUGCUGCAGACCAGUGCCGUGAAGUGGAACGCUACUAUAGGAAUGUACGUCCUGAAGAACGGCGACUGUGUCACCCAGGGAGACAUCAUGCUGAGCAGUGAGGAAUGUUUUCUGUGGGCCCAGAGGAUCAGGGAGAACCGGGAAAAACUACGUCAUCGCCACGGGAACACAGAGGAAGAAGAACGGACGCACGCCCAUGGUACUGGUGGUAAGAGUGCCGGGAUGGAAGAUGAGGAGGAAUUGGAAGAGAUCUCCAAGAGAAAAUCUGAAUCAAACACAGCGCCGGAGCAACUCACUAAUUACCGCAAGAACUGGCGGGUCUACCACAAGCACCCAAAGAAUAAAGAUGUUAAAAGAUCCCACCAAGCCGAGCAACGCAGAGACACCGAAAAUGACGAGGACCAGGAAGAAAAAUCAGGAGAGCAUGAUGAUGACGUCACAGGGCGCCACCAGUCUGUCCACAGCAGUGGAGAGCAUGGUUUUAAGAAGUCAUCUCAUCACGUCAAUUCACCCGAGGAGGUUGCGGACCACCGUUCAUCUGGUCAUGACGAUGACGUCAGUGGGAGUAAACGUCAUCAUGGCGAGCGUGACGUCACAGGCAAAGAUGAAAGUGACGUCAAUAAGAGGUCCGAUCACCCCCACUCCCCGGCCGGGGUGGUACUCUAUCAUAAAGGGCGCGUGGUUGAGACGUCACACUCUGAGGAGCAGAAGCACAAGCUGAAAUUGCCAAAAGAUGCUGGGAGCCCGGCGCGCAUGCGCGGAUUUUCUUCUGCCAGUGCCGACGUCUCUGGCACCAGCAAGAGAGAUGAUGAAUUUGGUUUUGCUAACAUAUGAUUAAGACACAUAAUCUUAACUGAUUGACGUACAGCAUAAAGUUUUAAAUCAGCUAGAAAAUGAGACUUUUUAACAAUAUUUACACAGUGUAUACUCAACACUUAUUUACUUUUUGCAGUCACACUGUGUUCCUUAUGGUUUGCACUGAACACUGAAAAUUUAUUCUAUAUACAAUGUAAAUAUUUCAUCAAUUAUUGUAGCAUAAAUACAUUUUGCAAAGAAAUUC